AUGGAUAAAUAUCAAAAGAUCGAUGAAGUUGGUCGUGGAUUAUACGGUGUCGUCUACAAAGCAUUGAAUCUGCAUGAUGGUGAAACCGUUGCGAUCAAGAAACUGUACACAAGAAAGUACUCGGUAAAAGACUGCAAGAAUAUUAGAGAAAUCAACUCACUCAUCAACCUAAACAACCAUGCAAACAUAGUGAAACUUCAAGAAAUAAUUAAUAAACAAGGCAUCGUAUUCUUGGUAUUCGAAUACAUGGAAUGCAGCCUCUACGAUCGUAUAAUCAACCAAACGAAACCCUUCUCAGAAUCUGAGUUUCGAAACAUGUGUUUUCAAAUUCUUCAAGGUGUUGCACACAUUCACCGUCAAGGCUACGUUCACCGUGACCUUAAACCUUCAAAUAUUCUUGUUUCCAAGAAUGCGAUAAAGAUCGGUGACUUUGGUUUCACCCGCGAGUGUAGUAGUCACCCACCGUUCACCCAUAAUGUUACCACCCCCGCGUAUCGUGCCCUGGAGGUUUUUCUUGAAUCUCUGGUGUAUGAUAUUGCGGUGGAUAUAUGGGCUGUGGGUGUAAUCAUGGCGGAAUUGUUUACCCUCAAACCGUUGUUUCAAGGUUGUUCUGGAGCCGAUGUAAUGUACAAGAUGUGUAAAGUGUUGGGUACACCAACAGAAACUACAUGGCCUGGUGAGAUUGAUCUUGCAAGGAAAAUGAAGUAUCAGUUUCCAGAUGGGCUUUUUGGUUACCAGUUUUCUACUUUGUUGCCGAAUGCAAGCGCGGAUGCGGUUAAUCUGAUUGCUUCACUUCUUUCGUGGGACCCGUCUAUGAGGCCCACAGCCAUCGAUGCGCUUCAGCAUCCGUUUUUUGAUAGGUGUUACCAUAUUCCGCGUUCAGUUUGUCAUGAACCGCCUAUUGUUACGCUGUCGUUGAUCAAAGUGCCGAUAUUGUUUCGCAUGGCGAUGGAGCGUGAGUUGUUGAAGAAGGAAGCGUGUUUGAGAAGUUGCAUAGUUGAUGAAGAAAAGGGUUCAAAAGAAGAGUUGGUUCAUAUGCUCCCAGAAUAUUUGUUUGAUUAUGAGAUGGAAAAGGAGUCCAAAUGUAGGUUCACUGAGUUGGCACCAACGGUUGUUAUGGAGCGAACGCAUGGGUUGCAAUCUUCUGCAGAAAUAUUAUAUAAGUGGUUAAUGCAGAAAAAAACAUCGAUCAUCAUUGAAGAAAUUGGCGGAAACCCCGAUGAUCAUACGAUGAAGUCCGAAACCGUUGAUGAAAUCCAAGAAUACGUAGGUUUAAGUAGGGAAGACUUGAAGUAUAUCGCGACAAGCAGGAUGAGUCUCGGUGAUCACGAGACCAAUAAUAAGGGUACUACUGAUGAUGGGGGGGAACACUUAGAAGAAGAACAAGACCCAUGA
Helianthus annuus (common sunflower) is the source of this 1395-nucleotide messenger RNA. RefSeq names its product cyclin-dependent kinase F-4. Gene Ontology annotation, cellular component: nucleus; cytoplasm. Bases 1 to 1395 code for a protein of 464 amino acids. Gene Ontology annotation, biological process: protein phosphorylation; intracellular signal transduction. The record is from RefSeq and is a predicted model, not a curated record. The transcript is spliced from 3 exons. Lineage: Eukaryota; Viridiplantae; Streptophyta; Magnoliopsida; Asterales; Asteraceae. Gene Ontology annotation, molecular function: ATP binding; protein serine/threonine kinase activity.